This is a messenger RNA of Rubroshorea leprosula, 3591 nucleotides long. NCBI's taxonomy places the organism in Eukaryota, Viridiplantae, Streptophyta, Magnoliopsida, Malvales, Dipterocarpaceae. The record is from the annotation of a GenBank genome assembly.
UGAGACAAAGGAAAACAAGAGCAAUUGCGAGAGGGGGGUUUAGCCACCCUUCAACCCUUAAAAAAGGGAAAAGCUACCGCCUUCAAUCGAGAACGGGGGGAUUUGGAUUCUGUUUGCCGCCGAACUGAUGCUUUUUCUCUUCACCUGCUUCACCGCCGGACAACCCACCGAAGAAGACUAGAGCAUGAACAGAACGACCAAAGAGAGAACUCGAGGAGCAGCGUCUCUGUGAGCGAUUGGCCACCGAUUUAGAAGGAAGGCAAAAAGGAAAUUUCGGCUCAAUUCAGGAAGGGUUCUAGCUUCCUGCAAUCCUAAUCAACCAUGAGUGGCAGUGGUGUAAGAGGCAGGAACUUCCGCCGCCGGCCGGAUGAAACUGAUGAUGACAACGAUGAUAACAAUGCAAACACUAGCAGUAAUGGAUAUAACACCUCAACUGCCAAAAAAUCUCCAUCUUCCAAACCCAAAAGCAAGCCCACUACUCGCCUUAGUUUUGUCGAUGACCAAGAAGACGAAGAAGAAACAACCAAACCUUCCUUAAACAGGAGCAAAGAUAAUAGAGACAGACAGAGUGCAGCCCGUCUUAGCAAACCCUCAUCCUCACACAAGAUCACCUCUGCCAAAGAUCGCCGUAAUCUUGCUCCUCUUCCCUCCAAUGUGCAGCCUCAAGCUGGUACCUAUACAAAAGAAGCUCUCCUUGAGCUCCAGAAAAACACCCGAAUCCUUGCUGCCUCUUCUUCUCGCUCGCAGGUUUCCUCUGAACCCAAGAUUGUCCUCAAGGGCCUCCUCAAACCCCAGUCUCAAGAUAUAGAUGUCGGAGAAGAUGCUGAGAAGGACAAAGUUGAUGAUAAAGAUGACACAGAAUCUCGGUUGGCUUCCAUGGAAAUUGAUAAGGAGAGAGAUUCUUUUUUGUUUAUGGAUAAAGCAACAAUUGAUAAGAUCAAGGCAAAGAGGGAGCGCCUGCGGCAGUCCCGGGCUGGGUCUCUGCCUGAUUACAUAUCCUUGGACGAGGGGAGUUAUAACCGCAGUGCACUAGAGGAGCUGAGUGAUGAAGAGCCUGAGUUUCGAGGGCGGUUGUUUGGUGAGAGUGGGAGAAGGGGUGUGUUUGAGGUUGUUGAAGAGAGGCCAAUAAGUGCAGUUUCAAAGAGGGAUACUGUUGAGGUUGCUGGUGAUGAGGAGGAUGAGGAGGAGAAGAUGUGGGAGGAGGAGCAGUUUAAGAAGGGAUUAGGGAAGAGAGUGGAUGAUGGGAGUGUUACCACUGGAACUGGUGUUUCUACUAUUCAAAAUAUACAGCAACAGCAACAGCAACAGCAGCAUAGGUCAGGAUAUAUGUACCCAAGAACAUCUGUGUAUGGUCCAGUCCCUAGUCUCCAAUCAGUUCCUCCCACUACUAUUGGAGGAGCAGUUGGGGAUGUCAAGUCAAUAUCAGACCAAGCAGAGAUUGCUAAAAGGGCUAUCCAUGACAACCUUAGGAGGAUUAAGGAAUCUCAUAAUAGAACCGUUUCAUCACUGACAAAGACCGAUGAAAAUUUGUCAGCCUCACUGCUGAAUAUUACUGAUCUCGAGAAGUCUCUGUCUGCUGCUGGUGAGAAGUUCAUCUUUAUGCAAAAGCUCCGUGAUUUUGUUUCUGUUAUAUGUGAAUUCUUGAAGCAUAAAGCUCCUCUUAUAGAGGAACUUGAGGAGCAGAUGCAGAAGCUUAAUGAAGAACGUGCCUCAGCUGUCUUAGAAAGAAGAUCUGCUGAUAAUGAUGAUGAAAUGAUGGAGGUAGAAGCAGCUGUGAAAGCAGCUAUGCUAGUUUUCAGUGAACGUGGAAGUAGUGUUGCAAUGAUUAAAGCUGCCACAAAUGCAGCCCAGGCCGCUUCUGCUGCCAUUAGGGAAGAAGUGAAUUUACCAGUGAAAUUGGAUGAAUUUGGUAGAGAUAUGAAUCGGCAGAAAAGAUUAGAUAUGGAGCGUAGGGCUGAGGCUCGCCGACGUAGGAAAUCUCAGUUUGAUUCUAAAAGAUUAUCGUCUAUGGAUAUUGAUGGUUCCUACCAGAAAAUAGAAGGAGAAUCAAGCACAGAUGAAAGUGAUAGUGAGAGUACAGCAUACCAGUCUAAUCGCAAGUUGUUGCUUCAUACUGCUGAUGAAAUUUUCAGUGAUGCAUCUGAGGAGUAUUCGCAGCUUUCAGUAGUUAAAGAGAGGCUUGAAAGAUGGAAGAGAGAUUAUUCGUUGAGCUACCGUGAUGCUUACAUGUCAUUGAGUGUUCCCUCUAUCUUCUCUCCUUAUGUAAGACUAGAGCUUCUAAAGUGGGAUCCACUCCAUGAGGAUGCAGACUUUUCUGAUAUGAAAUGGCAUUCUUUGCUAUUCAAUUAUGGUUCUCCAGAAGAUGGAGGUGAUUUUUCUGCUGACGAUGCUGAUGCUAACCUUGUUCCUGGACUAGUGGAAAAGGUUGCACUCCCAAUCUUGCAUCAUGAAAUUCUCCACUGUUGGGAUGUGCUUAGUGCAAGAGAGACAAAGAAUGCGGUUUCUGCGACAAGUCUGGUUAUUGAUUACAUCCCUGCUUCUAGUGAAGCUCUGGCAGAACUAUUACUUGCAAUUCGCACCCGUCUUGCUGAUGCUGUGGCAAAUAUAAUGGUCCCAGCAUGGAGCCCGCUAGUAUUGAAGGCUGUGCCAAACGCUGCACAUGUUGCUGCAUAUAGGUUUGGGAUAUCUAUUCGUUUGAUGAGGAAUAUCUGCCUGUGGAAAGAAAUUUUAGCAUUGUCAGUGCUAGAGAAGAUUGCUCUUGAAGAUCUUUUAUAUGGAAAAAUUCUACCUCAUGUUCAAAUCAUUACAGCAGAUGUUCAUGAUGCAGUCACAAGAACUGAAAGGAUUGUAUCUUCUUUGUCUGGGGUGUGGGCAGGUCCAAGUGUUACAAGAGACCACAGUCGGAAGUUGCAGCCACUGGUGGAUUAUGUAUUGCAGUUAGGACGAACGCUAGAGAAGAAACGUGCAGCGGGUGUGACUGAGAGUGAGUUGGGUGGACUUGCCCGUCGGCUGAAGAAAAUGCUUGUGGAUCUCAACGAGUAUGACAAAGCUAGAGAUAUUACUAGGGCCUUUAACCUCAAGGAAGCAUUAUGAAUUUAUAAACUAGGGUUUUGGUACAUGGGAAGGUGAAUGAGUUGGAAUGCAAUGCUCAUUCUAAUGUCUCUAUCCAUAGCUAUGUUUGUUAAAACAUAAAUUUAGAGUGACCCUUUUCACUUGUCCUAGUUCUAGCUGGAAACCCUCUUUGUUUUUUUUUUUUUUUUGGUAGGCAGUUCUAGGUAGAAACAGCAAUUUAUUUAUUUUUGAAUCCUUACAAAUCUACUCUCAACAGCAAUCUUUGAGGACACUAGUCUCUCUACCCUGUUCAUGCUAAGAAGGUUACUACUUACUAUUAUGCUCAAGGAUUUCAAACUUACAUGGGUAGAGCUUAAAGCUCGACACAAUUAGUUGUAAGAUUUAGAUGUAUUUAAUGUCUUACUUCCUCAAUAGAAGAGGAAUGGUUCUGUAAAUCUUAAAUGCCAGUAUGGAUAUAGAAUGUUCUGACUUUUGUUUUAUGGAAGUAGAUGAUACAUUGAAGAAACGAAAUUGUUUGAA